Stylophora pistillata is the source of this 1528-nucleotide messenger RNA. RefSeq lists its product as uncharacterized. Gene Ontology annotation, molecular function: DNA-binding transcription factor activity, RNA polymerase II-specific; DNA binding. Gene Ontology annotation, biological process: regulation of DNA-templated transcription. The record is from RefSeq and is a predicted model, not a curated record. Lineage: Eukaryota; Metazoa; Cnidaria; Anthozoa; Scleractinia; Pocilloporidae.
CCUUCUUGAUAAUCAACUCGCUUACUGAGGCUCUCUCCUUCCAGCGCUAAAAAUUUAGUUGCAAAAAUGCAAUCAGACUACACAACUUCAAGCCAUUGGCCACCUCUCUCACAGAAUUGUUGGCUGUAUCCGCCGACAGCCGCUCCGUCUUACUUUCCCAUGGCAGAGUUCCAUCCGGACACUAUCAGAGGUACGGGUCGUUAUCCCGACCAGAUGGUUCUGAAUCCACCCGGUGAUAAGCCAGCGACUCGAACAACUCAUUUAAGUUCAUACCGAAACUUACCCCCAAACUACCAAUCCCCGACCAGUUAUCUACCCUCCCAUGGGAAUACCUUCUACCCAGCGCGUGCUCCGAUUCGUCAAGAUCUUCUACCUUCUCCAUCAGACGCUUACCGUAUCCUCGAACUUGGAACAGCAAAUACGCAAUACUCCUCCUUCAAUUCGUUACUGGAACGGAACACCGACUUGGCAUCUAACAAAGAUUCCCCUCGCUUGGAAGACAGCUCUUCCCAUGGGAUUGACGACAAAGUAACCAGGCCUCAAAGAGGUCGCACUGUAUUUUCCGCUCAUCAACUGCACGAGCUCGAGAAGGUUUUCACCACCGAUCAGUACAUCUCUGGGCAACAGAGAAGACGCCUUUCUGCUAUUCUUGGCCUGACUGAGACACAAGUGCGAGUUUGGUUCCAGAAUCGGCGAAUCAAAUGGAGAAAGAACAGAUUGGAACGAAAGAUCAAAAUGUAACGAGUCCCUGUGAAUGGAAGUGUUUUAUGGAAUGAAGUGAAUGACUUGGCUCGAUUACCAGCGGAUUAAAGGAGUACAUAGAUGAAUGGAUGAAGUUUCGCGCAUAGAUAUUCAAAGUCGCAUAGACUUGAGAAGUACCAGUUCAAUGUGUCCAAUGUAGGUGCGGUAAAAAGAGGAAACUUCCUUUCGAUUGGAAAACUAGCUAACGUAUUAGAAAAUGGAAAGUUUAUUAAUUUAGAUUACUGCUUUGUUGUUGAUAAUUCAGCAUACAUUGUAAACAUGUUGAGCGAUUUUUGUCAUAUAUUACUAAGUAGACUCGACUUUGGCCCACCCACAUAGAUGCCAUAUAUUUGGGGAAGAUGUAUAGAACGUUUCUUCUGACUUAAUAAAUAAUUGAACGACAGUUUAGCAGAUUGAAAGAUUGACAGUUUGAAAAAUUGAAAUACUGACAGAUUGACAGAUUGACAGAUUGACAAUUAAGUUGAACGGUAGAGAGCUUGACUGAUAGAUACAUUGGUUGAUUGCCUGGAGUCCAGGCUUAAAUAGUCUGUUUGUUGCAUAAUUGAAGAAGAAGCUUAAAAGCAGUACUUUGAAUGGGCUUUUAUCAUAUUAGAUCGAUAAUUUAUAACUAACUGGUUUACCGGUACCGAUUCAGACUAAAAAUGUGUGAUGUGCUAUUGGUUUGUUUGAGUAUUUCUUGAAUACAUUCUGACUGAGGCAAUAUGUCUCUGUUGAAUCAGUAGGCCAAAAUAUCAUUUAUUUCAUUUGAUUACUAAGGUACUGACCU